CGACUACGACUCCCAUUACUCUCUGCCGCGCAUGCUGGGACUUGUAGUCUCACGCUAGUUGUCUAAUCAUUUUAUCUGUGGAGCUCGGGAUGAUAACAUCGGGUGCAUCAUCUCUUCUGUGUUAUCUGUGUCCGGGAAAGUUGUCUGCCUACCAAAAUGGCCGCCAUUAUAGCUGCAGUGAGCGGAGAGAUGGAGGAGUCAUCCAGUACAGCGCCCCCUGAUGAAGACAAAGCAGGGAAAACCCACUUCAAGAUCAUUCGAUUUAUUAUGGAGGCAGGGGUGAAGCUCGGGAUGCAGUCUAUCCCCAUCGCUACGGCCUGCACCGUGUAUCACAAGUUCUUCCAUGAGACCACGCUGGAUGCCUAUGACCCCUACCUGGUGGCCAUGUCUGCCAUUUACUUGGCUGGGAAGGUAGAGGAGCAACAUCUCAGAACGAGGGACAUCAUCAACGUGUGUCACCGGUAUCUGAAUCCAGGGAGUGACCCCCUUGAAGUAGACGCCAAGUUCUGGGAGCUGCGGGAUAGCAUCGUACAGUGUGAAUUAUUGAUGCUCCGCCUCCUUAGCUUCCGCGUCUCUUUCAUCCAUCCACACAAGUAUUUGCUGCAUUACCUUGUAUCUUUAAAGAACUGGAUGAACCGGCACAGCUGGGAGCGCACACCUAUCGCCACCGCCUCUUGGGCACUCCUCAGGGACAGCUACCACGGGGACAUCUGCCUCCGCUAUGAGGCACAGCACAUAGCUGUAGCGAUGUUAUACUUUGCCCUGCAGUGCUAUGGGGUGGACGUUCCGGGCAGUGAAAGUGCAGAAACUCAGUGGUGGAAGGUGUUUAGCGAAGACAUUACUAAGGAGACCAUAGACAGCAUAAUAUCUGAACUCAUCCACAUAUAUACUAUGGAUACAGAGAUACUUUGACCUCGUUAGUUGUUUUUUAAGCUAUUGAACUAAUGGGAAUGUGUGAAGAGCUCCUUCCGUACCACAGGCGGCAAUGCAUGACCAGUAUGAGAAACAAACCGGCGCCCCCGAUCAGCAGAGACCUCUGAAGAUGUAGAUGUGCGACCAUGUCAGAUUCACAUGACAUGACCAGACUAGACGGGUUUUGUGCAUGGGGGCUUAUUAAGCACCGUCGUGCAGUAUAUUCGUCCAUGACUAAAGAAGCCUGUGUGGUGCACAUACUGUAUAGAGGAGACCUUUAUUGUGGGGUGUGAGACAAGUUAAAGAAGGUCUCUCCUGUUACCAUUACAUUGCCGUAAAUGGCCAUGUGACAAUGUUGCUAAAUCUGCUCUUUUUUUUUUUUUUUUAUUUAUUUUUUUUUAUUCUUUUUGAAAAUUGAAAAAAAAAAAAACAUUUUCAAAUAUUUAGCGGCUUCCUUUUUCUACGCAGUGCAGUUUUAGGUAUAAAUUGCACCAUUUAUAUUUAUUCUGUAGUUCCAUAUGGUCGCAAGGAUAUCCAAUUUAUAUAGGUUUGAUUUUAUUUUGCUACAAAAAAAUAGAACUACAUGCACCAAAAUUUUAUGUUGAAAAAUUUCCUCUUCUGACCCCUAUAAUUUUAUUUUUCCAUAUAAGGGGCGAUAUGAGUGAUCUGAAAUUUUUUUACCAUUCUUGUUUUGAUUGGACUUUUUGAUCACUUUUUAUUCAUUUUUUGUUUUUUUAUGGUAUAAAAAGUGACCAAAAAUAAGCUAUUUUGGACUUUGGAAUUUUUUUAAGUGUACGCCAUUGACCGUGUGAUUUAAUUAACAAUAUAUUUUUAUAGUUCCGACAUUUAUGCACGCGGUGAUACCACGUAUGUUUAUUUUUAUUUACACAAUUAUUAUUUUAUUUUUAAAUGGGAGGGGAAAAGGGGGUGAUUCAAACUUUUAUUAGGGGAGGGGUUAAAUCACAUUUAUUAACACUUUACUUAGGAUAAACACUUUACUUAGGGGGCUAUAACAUCGCACACACUGAUUUCCUACACUGAUCACUGACGUGCAAUAACAUGGCAUUGAUCAGUGUUAUCGCCGGUCGACUGCUCCUGCCUGGAUCUCAGGAACGGAGCAGUCAUUCGGCAGUCGGACAGCGAGGAGGCAGGUAGGGAUCCUCCUUGCCUCCUGCAAGCUGUUCCGGAUGCCGCGAUUUCACCGCAAUGGUCCCCAACAGCACCACUGAGCUACCCAGCAAUGUUUAAUUUCCUUUUAGACGUGGCUAUCAAGUUUGAUUGCAGGCAUCUAAAGGGUUAAUGCCGGAUAUCAGCCCGAUUAAUGAUGUCUGGCAUUAGCCGUGGGUCCUGGUUGCCUAUAGCAACCGGGAACCACCGAGUAUGAUGCGCGCUCACCUGCUGAGCGCGCGUCAUACCUCGAGAGCCGCAGAUGGAUGUUAAUGAACGUUCAUUUGUGGCAAGGGGUUAAAGAAAAUGAAGUGUAUGACAAGACCAAAUUCUUGAAAUGUUUAAAUGGGCAUUUUACAAGUGGCAGAUUUAUUUUGUCUUCAUUUUAAAUAAAUUGGCACCUGAUCAGAUCUAAAAAAAAAAAAAAAAAGUUUAUAUUGUUGUUACUGAUGAAGAUUAAAGACCUUUUGUAAUAUGGUUGUUUAAAAAAUUUAGAAAAUUUAAUAAAAAAUUUCCCCUGAAAAUCCCACCACUAGGGGUCUCUAUACCUAGUGGGAUACUAACCCGUCAUGCAGCAGUAUUAGGCUUGUCCAUGAGUCAUGGACAAGAGAUGGCUCAUGGACAAGGCUGCAUGAGCAGACACACCAAUCACCUCCCACCACCACAAGGGACACGCCCCCUUCUCCUGAGAGGAUUUCUAACACUGAGCUAAUGAAAAGAUGGAUUUUUAUGAUAAAUAUAGGUGAUAGAUGUACAUGGUCAGGAUUAGGGGGGAGAUUUAUCAAAAUGUGAGAGAGAAAAACUGGAUUUUUCCCAUAAGAAGGAGAUUCAUCAAAACCUGUGCAGACGAAACGUCGACCAGUUGCCCAUAGCAACCAAUCAGAUCGCUUCUUUAGUUUUUGAAAAGGCCUCUGAAAAAUAAAAGAAACAAUCUGGUUGCCAUGGGCGACUGGUCAGCUUUUCCUCAGCACAGAUCUUUAUGAAUCUCCCCUAUGUGUGACCCUACCUUUUUUUAACCCCUUAAUGACCAAGCCCAUUUUCACCUUAAGGAUCAGGCCAAUUUUAUUUUAGCGUUUUUCGUUUUUUCCUCCUCGCCUUCUAAAAUCCAUAACUCUUUUAUAUUUCCAUCUACAGACCCAUAUAAGGGCUUGUUUUUUGCGUGACCAAUUGUACUUUGUAAUGAAACCCCUCAUUUUACCAUAAAAUGUAUGGCGAACCCCAAAAAAAAAAUUUUUAGGGAGGAAAUUUAAAUGAAAACCAAAAUUUUGCACAUUUUGGAGGGUUUUGUUUUCACACUGUACACUUUACGGUAAAAAUGACAUGUGCUUUAUUCUGUGGGUCAAUAAGAUAAAAUGAUACCCAUGGCUAGAUACUUUUAUAUUUUUGUACCACUUAAAAAAAAUCUUAAACUUUUUGUACAAAAUCAGUAAUCUAAAAUUGCCCUAUUUUGACCACCUAUAACUUUUUCAUUUUUCCGUAUAUAGGGCGGUAUGAGGGCUAAUUUUUUGCGCCGUCAUCUUUUUUUUUAGAUAUCACAUUUGCAUAUAUAAAACUUUUUUUUUUUAUAAAAUGUGACAAAAAAGCAGCAUUUUUUGACUUUUUGAAUUUUUUACGUUUACGCCAUUCACCUUACGGGAUCAUUAACAUAAUAUUUUGAUAGUUCAGACAUUUACGCAUGCGGCGAUACCAAAUAUGUUUAUUUAAAAAAAAAUUUACGCUUUUUGGGGGUAAAAUAGGAAAAACGGACAAUUUUCAUUUUUAUAGGGGGAGGGGAUUUUUCACUUUUUUUUUUACGUUUUAUUUUUACAUUUUUCAAAAAAAAAAAUUUUACACUUUUUAUGUCCCCAUAGGGGACUAUCUAUAGCAAUCCUUUGAUUGCUAAUACUGUGCAGUGCUAUGCAUAGGACACAGCACUGCUCAGUAUUAUCGGUGAUCUUCUGCUCUGGUCUGCUUGAUCGCAGACCAGAGCAGAAGACCCCGGGAGACGGCCGGAGCUAGGUAAGGGGACCUCCGGUUGUCAUGCUGGAUGAUCGGAUCCCCGCGACAGCGCUGCGGGCGAUUCGAUCAUCCAAUCAAAGUGCCGCAAUGCCGUGAUCUGUAUUGAUCACGGCAUCGGAGGGGUUAAUGGCGGACAUUGGCGCGAUCGCGGAUGUCGGCCAUUACGGGCGGGUCCCCGGCUGCUACUAGCAGCCGGAACCUGCCGUGUAUGACGCGAGCACCCUUCCGAUGCUCGCGGUCAUACACAGGACGUAAAUGUACGUCCUGGUGCGGGAAGUCCCGCCAAACCAGGACGUACAUUUACGUCCGUGGUCGUUAAGGGGUUAAAGAAACGUUCCUGGAUCUGAUGCUAUAGACAGAUCCAGGAACAUCUGGGCUGUGUGUUUUGGCAUCUCCAAAAAAUACAAAAUAUGUCAUGCGCAAACCCGGCCUAACAAGGGUUGUCCCAUUAGGACGUCUUCUGUAGAUACUAGGGUUUCCAACUGGCCAGUAUUUUACCGACAUAGCUGGUAUUUUGGCCAUCAUGACGGUAUUUUUAUAUUGAAAGUAUCGGCUAUUAGGGCUGGGCGGUAUGACCAAAUGUGUGUAUCACGGUAUUUUUUUAAACUUUUGGUGGUUCCACGGUAUAUAACGGUAUUUCCUA
Messenger RNA from Hyla sarda, 4720 nucleotides. It is a transcript of the gene CCNQ, whose product is annotated as cyclin Q. The record is from RefSeq and is a predicted model, not a curated record. Bases 157 to 912 code for a protein of 251 amino acids. Gene Ontology annotation, cellular component: nucleus. NCBI's taxonomy places the organism in Eukaryota, Metazoa, Chordata, Amphibia, Anura, Hylidae. Gene Ontology annotation, molecular function: cyclin-dependent protein serine/threonine kinase regulator activity. The transcript has 6 exons. Gene Ontology annotation, biological process: regulation of transcription by RNA polymerase II.